AUGUCAGACAAAUUACUCUGCAACUUCAAUAGGUUGAUAUCAGACCUCCAGAAGGAUGUGCUGGAUUUGGGAAACCGGAGUGCGCACAUGGAACACUGCAUGGGUGAAUAUGAAGAAGCACACAACGACAUGGUGGAUCACAUCCAGAAUAUUGAACAAGAACUUGAGUCCUGCCAAACCAAAUUAAUGGACCUCAAAGAUCAGUCCAGAAGGCAAAAUAUUAGGCUGCGAGGCAUCCCAGAAGCAUUGAAACAACCUGACCUUAUGGAAUAUCUAAUGUGGUGA
This is a messenger RNA of Pelobates cultripes (western spadefoot toad), 285 nucleotides long. The record is from the annotation of a GenBank genome assembly. Lineage: Eukaryota; Metazoa; Chordata; Amphibia; Anura; Pelobatidae.